AUGUCUUCAAGCAACACAAGUCAUGAGGCCUCUAAAGAAGUUGACACAUUUAAUGAUGCGGAACGCUCCGAAAGGAACGAUCCAGUGGUCACUGCUACCAAGCCAGAUCUGCCCCCAGAAGGAGGCACUCGGGGAUGGAUUUGUGUGGUUGGUGCAUUCAUAUGCCUAUUUUGCACUUUCGGCUUUUUGAAUGCAAUCGGUGUCUUCCAAACAUACUACGAACAGCAUGCUCUCAGCAACUAUAGCUCUUCCGACAUCUCAUGGAUCUUUGCAGUCCAAUUAUGUUUGAUGUGGGCAAUGGGGCCCCUCUAUGGCCGUCUUCUCGAUACCUUUGGCCCUGGCCCAGUGCUCUACCCGUGCAGUGUGCUCUGUGUGUUUGGUCUAUGCAUGACAAGCCUGGCAGAUGAGUACUAUCAAAUCUUUCUUGCGCAGGGCGUCGUUUUUGGAAUCGGUGCCGGGGGUGUUUUUACAUCUGCGAUGGUCUGUGUCGGCCAAUGGUUUGUCAAGAGGAGAGGGCUGGCUCUCGGUAUCACGGCGUGUGGCUCGAGCUUAGGUGGUGUUAUUUUCCCGUUCUUCGUGAAUCGUAUUGUUGAGGAGAAGGGCUUCUAUGGAUCUGUCCGCUACACCGCAUUGUUCAUUGGAAUUCUGUUGACAGGCUCUUGCUUCAUGGUGAAAUCCAGGCUCCCGCGAAAACCAUGGAAUGGAAAAGCACAGUGGUUCGACUUCACCUUAUUCAAGGAAAAGCAAUUCGCUCUUUACAGUCUGGGAGCCUUCUUUGUUAUGUGGGGACUCUGGGGUCCAUUUGAUUACCUCCCAGGCAUGGCUCAAACAGAGGCUUCGUUCUCUUCGGAUCUUGCACUUUAUCUCAUUUCAAUCAUCAAUGCGACUUCUAUACCAGGCCGCAUAAUUCCUCCCCAUAUCGCAGAUCAUAUCGGUCAUUUCAAUGUUGUCACCACAUGCGCCUUCGCGAUUGGAAUCUCAAUUCUGUGCCUCUGGCUACCCUUCCAUUAUCACCCAUCUCAUGCGGGCCUGAUCAUUUUUUCGCUCAUAUACGGAUUCGUAUCAGGGGCUGUUGUCUCUCUGCUCAUGCCCUGCGUUGCUAAAUCUGGGAAGUUGGAGACACUAGGUGUCCGAUUUGGAACAUUCCAAAUGGUUGUUGCUCUUGGCUGCCUGACAGGCCUUCCUAUAAUGGGUGCAAUUCUGAAGAAUCAAGGUGGAAGCAACUUCGCCGGGCUGGAAAUUUUUGGUGCGGUUUCUUCGCUACUUGGCGCGACUUUCCUGGCUAUGUCGACUUAUUAUAUGGCCAAGUCGCGCGGGACUUGGCGAAUCUAA
Penicillium antarcticum is the source of this 1332-nucleotide messenger RNA. RefSeq names its product MCT family MFS transporter. The transcript is spliced from 5 exons. NCBI's taxonomy places the organism in Eukaryota, Fungi, Ascomycota, Eurotiomycetes, Eurotiales, Aspergillaceae. Gene Ontology annotation, molecular function: transmembrane transporter activity. Gene Ontology annotation, cellular component: fungal-type vacuole membrane. Bases 1 to 1332 code for a protein of 443 amino acids. Gene Ontology annotation, biological process: transmembrane transport. The record is from RefSeq and is a predicted model, not a curated record.